Molecule: messenger RNA, 1321 nt
Organism: Conger conger (European conger)
Lineage: Eukaryota; Metazoa; Chordata; Actinopteri; Anguilliformes; Congridae
Product: calcium homeostasis modulator protein 2-like
Exons: 3
Coding region: 127-1086 (319 amino acids)
Molecular function (GO): monoatomic cation channel activity
Source: RefSeq, a predicted model, not a curated record
AGAAUGGGACAAAUGUGUAGCACUGGAGCUCCAGAAAUCUGAUUUUCCAGCAAUCUCCAACAAAACAAAACCACAUUUUUUGUAACACAACUCCGCCUCACGAGAAGUCAAGAAGACGGUACGACAAUGGCCGCCCUCAUCAGCGAAAACUUCAAGUUUGUGGCCCUCUUUUUCAAGAGCAAGGACGUGGUCCUCUUCAACGGGCUCAUCGCCCUAGGCACCGUGGCCAGCCAGACGGCCUACAACGUCUUCGCCUUCGACUGCCCCUGCUCCUCCGGGCGCAACUACCGCUACGGCCUGGCGGCCAUCGGAGUCCCAGCCCUGGUGCUCUUCCUCAUCGGCAUCAUCCUCAACAAGAACAUGUGGACCCUGGUGUCGGAGAUUCGGCUCCGGGCCUGCAGGAAGGUGUCGGUGGCGGCCACCUUCGCCCUGCUGGGCUCCAUCAUGGGUCGGGCUGCCGUCGCGCCCGUCACCUGGUCCGUGCUCUCUCUCCUGCGGGGAGAGGCCUACGUCUGCGCCCUCUGUGAGUUUGUGAACCCUUCCUCUCUGAAGGACUUCCCCCCGGGUUACGGACGAGUGGAACUGUCUGGGCUGCCCUGCCAGGCCGUCCCAACGGAAGUCCUCCCUUUCUGGCUGGAGAUUGAACGACGCCUGAAGUAUGAGUCUCAGCUCCUGGGCUGGGUUUUGGUGGCUGCGACCGCUGUUUCAGUUUUCUUACUGCUGUGCCUGAAACGUUGCUGCUCGCCCCUGGGCUACCAGCAGGAGGCGUACUGGUCCCAUUUCCGCUCCAGCGAACACCAGUUGUUCCAGCGCACUGCCGACGUCCACGCCAAAAUGCUGGCUGCUGAAAGCGUGAAAAGCUUCUUUGGCUUCGUGGCUCUGGACAACGAGGAGAAGGCGCAGCUCCAGGAUCACCAGGAAAACAAAAAUGUCAUACCGAGCUCUAUGUGGAACCAAAUCACAGGCGUCUACCUGUACAGAGAGAACAACGGCGACCCUCUUUAUAGUCGACUGAACAAAUGGUCCAACGUCCCGACGGCGAACAACACAGCUGCCAGGGACAAAGAGAUGGAAACGUUUGCCUGAGGCCGUCAGUGCCUUUUCUCUCUCAGCUGUCCUCGAGCAAUACGCACCCGUCUAUCCCUCUGUGUAUGCGUGUAUGCAUCAUCUCUUUCUGCCUCUUCUGAUGCUUCCGCAGUGACUCAGCGAUAGAGACGGAUAUAAAUGCCAAUCAUUUAUUCUCAUUUACAAUGCUGAAUCUAAAUCCCCUUUCUUAUAAAGUCGGAAGGUAAAAAUCCCACGAGAAACGAGGUAAUAAACA